Molecule: messenger RNA, 968 nt
Organism: Prorocentrum cordatum
Lineage: Eukaryota; Dinophyceae; Prorocentrales; Prorocentraceae
Source: the annotation of a GenBank genome assembly
CCCCCCCCCGGGCUCGAAGCCGCAGAGCAGCAUGUCAGCACCAAAUCCCUCGCGCUGCUGCGCGCGCGCGGCUGCCGUGAAGAACAACCUGCGGUCCGCGAGCUCGUCAGAGCAGGGUAUUCUCUCGGAGGACCUGGACUUGUCGUCGGUGUGCAAGUUCAGCUUCAGGUGGAGCUGCUCGAGGCUGUCCUCCAUGAAGCGCACGUGGGACAUCAUGAUGUCCGACUCGCAGAUCAGCUUCUGGAUGUCCACGGGGGCCACCGUCUUGAGCCUCAUGCACGCUCUCACGAAGUCCUCGACGGGCACUUUCUUGUCAUCCUCCCAGCAGGUUGAAGAGCUCGACGAUGUCGUGGAAGUCGAGGCCCAUCAGCUUCAGGUAGUCCUUCAGGUGCUUGCUCCUGCGCGGGCGCGCUUUUCGAGAUGCACUUGUCGCCGUCCGUGUCCAUCUCCUCGCACAGCUGCUUGAGCUCGCUCGCCUGCUUCACCGCCUGCUUGCGGAGCGCCCGCGCCUGCGUGUACGUGUCCGGCGUCGCCCUCUUCAGUGCUUUUUCCACAAAAAUUCCCGUCAAUAUAUUGACGAGUGCGAUCUGUAUGAACGCAAUACGACGAACAGAAAGAUCGCGCAUGACAGAUCUCCUGUAGGCUGCAGGGUCUCGUAGAACACAAGCCAGUCCUGACCACCUGUCACUGCCGCAUACAGACUGAGCAUGGAACGCUGAACUGUAUCGAAUUCCCCUAUGUUGUCCGCAUCUCUGUCCUCUGGCGCUUGGUCUGCGAGGUACGAACCAGUUUGCUGCACGAAGACCAGGCUGAACAUGAACACAAUGAUACAAAUCAUCACGAUACUCCAAAGAAGGUUCAGGAAAGAGCCCACGAGGCAGGCCAAUAUGAGCCGCAGCUCCUUGAAGCUCUUGACGAUCCGGAGCACGCGGAGCACCUUUGCCAUUCGGAGGAGCCUCAACGAACGG